UUCUUUUUUACACAUAUAUAUAUGUUCUUUGAAGCUUUCUCUUCAAUACCAACGAGACAUUCAACUCUAUCUUCGAACUCUCUCUUAUCUUAUCGUUUUAUUCUCUGACUAAUUUAUUGCUAUUUUAAUGGCUUCUUUCAAUUAUUUCUACUGUAUUUUUACUUUGUUUUUAUUGCAUGCACCAUUCUUAGUUACUUCCUCUAUUUUCAGGUACAAGCAGCUCAAUUCACUCAACAACACCGCCUCUAAGAACUCCACGAAGCCUCACCGGAAGUGGAUCGGCCCCGUUGGUCACCGAGUUAUAACCGUGGAUGUCGCUGGCUCUGGCGAGUUCCGGUCUGUCCAAGCUGCUGUUGAUUCGAUCCCGGAGAACAAUAAAGAAAAUGUGCUGAUAAUAAUUAAAGCAGGAUAUUACAUAGAGAAGGUGGUGGUGCCGGUGACAAAACCCUACGUAACCUUUGAAGGAGCAGGACGAGACGUGACCUUCAUCGAAUGGCAUGAUAGAGCAUGCGACCGCGGAGCCAACGGACAGCAACUUCGUACUUACAGAACUGCUUCUGUCACCGUUUAUGCCAGUUAUUUCUCUGCUCGAAACAUCAGCUUCAAGAAUACAGCACCAGCACCAAUGCCGGGGAUGCAAGGGUGGCAAGCGGCGGCGUUUCGGAUAUCAGGAGACAAAGCUUACUUCUCAGGAUGUGGAUUCUACGGCGCACAAGACACUCUUUGUGACGAUGCCGGCAGACAUUACUUCAAGGAGUGUUACAUUGAGGGCUCCAUCGACUUCAUUUUUGGAAACGGUCGUUCUAUGUAUAAAGACUGCGAGCUGCACUCAAUAGCAACCAGAUUUGGAUCGAUAGCAGCACAAGAUAGAAGUUCUCCAGAUGAGAAAACUGGAUUUUCUUUUCUGGGGUGUAAGGUAACAGGCACCGGACCAUUGUACGUCGGCCGAGCUAUGGGUCAAUACUCGAGGAUCGUCUAUGCCUACACAUACUUCGACGACUUGGUUGCACACGGCGGCUGGGAUGACUGGGACCACGGCAGCAACAAAAAUAAGACUGCAUUCUUUGGAGUGUACAAAUGCUGGGGGCCUGGAGCGGCUAAAGUGAGAGGCGUUUCAUGGGCGAGAGAACUUGAUUUUGAAUCAGCUCACAAGUUCUUAGCUAAGAGCUUCGUUAAUGGCAGACAUUGGAUUGCACCUUCUGAUGCUUAGCAAAUAGCAGCACACCAACUUUUACAGUCGUCUUCCUUUCUGGAAAUUCAUUCAUUUAUUCAUUCAAUUGAACUAUCAGUUAUUUGUUUUCAAUCCCAACUAAUAUUCAAGGAUUUGUAUACUUAGAUUUGCUUCAUAUCUGUAAAGAUAUCAAACUAAAUUUAUCUGUUUAAUUCAAUUAUUC
Molecule: messenger RNA, 1394 nt
Organism: Mercurialis annua (annual mercury)
Lineage: Eukaryota; Viridiplantae; Streptophyta; Magnoliopsida; Malpighiales; Euphorbiaceae
Product: probable pectinesterase 68
Exons: 5
Coding region: 128-1210 (360 amino acids)
Biological process (GO): cell wall modification
Molecular function (GO): pectinesterase activity
Source: RefSeq, a predicted model, not a curated record